CUUAUACUUUUUUCUCCAUUUUCAGUCUUUCGCUCAUUUAUACAACAACAAUCAACAUAAACACGAAAUAAACAACUUUCGUCUUUUUCAAGGUAACAGAAUAAUCAACAAUUAGGAUUCGGUUAUAAAAUCGGUUAUCAAUUGGAAAAGUGUAUUAACCAAAGGAUUACCAAUAUUCUGGAAAUUUAUUUCUUCUUUAUUCUUAAUUCAGUGAUUAACCUUUUCUAUCUAAUUUAAUCUUCAUCUUUAGAUUUGUUUUCUCACAUUUACUUUUCCAUUUGAUUUUCAUCUUAUUCUCAAUCUUCAUCUUCAAAGUGUAGGUUUAAUUUUCUCAAUCUGUCGAUCAUCUGAUCAUUUCAAUUUCUUAUUAACAGUGUGAUUAAAGUUUAGUAAAUUUUGUCACAAUGAAUAAUAAUUUGGAAUCAGUUGAUUUGGAUCAAUCUCCAAUUCAAGAUUUUUAUUCAGGGAGAAAUGUUUUCGUCACCGGUUUCUCAGGUUUCCUUGGAAAGGUCAUUGUGGAGAAAUUAUUACGAAGUGUUGAUGUCAAACGUAUUUAUGUUCUACUUCGGGGUAAACGGGGACUGAGUCCAUCGGAAAGAUUGAAACAAUUGAUGAACAAUCCGCCGUUCACUCUUCAUGAUAAAACUGUUCUUAAUUCAUACAAAGUGGUCGCGAUCGAAGGUGACCUCAGUUUACCCAAUCUAGGAAUUGAUCUUGAAAAUCGUGAAAAAUUGGUCAAGGAAAUCGAUAUUGUCCUUCAUUGUGCCGCUGAUGUGCGUUUCGAUGCUGAUUUAGAAUCAAAUAUCGUUAAUAAUGUCAAAGGAGCUGAAUAUUUGCUCGACUUGUGCCAUCAAUUCAAUAACUUAGCCGCUUUGGUCCAUGUUUCGACGGCUUAUUCGUUUUGUGAUAGACUAAAAAUUGAAGAAAAAGUUUAUCCUAUGGACGCUGAUUACAGCGCUGUAGAAAAAAUUUUAAAAUCUCCCGAUCCUGUUUACAAGAAAAAACAAACUGAGAAUCUAUUAGCUGGACGUCCAAACUCAUAUACUUUUACCAAAGCUUUGAGCGAGGAUUUAGUAACAAAGAAACGGGGCAAAAUCCCCACAUCGAUCGUUAGACCUUCAAUCGUCACCUCAAGUGUUCAAGAACCGGCACCAGGUUGGGUUGACACAAUUCAAGGUCUCCAAGGUAUCGGAUUAGCCGCUCAAAUUGGUCUAUUACAAACCGUUGACUGGAACUACUGGGCCGCUUGUGAUACAAUUGCCGUCGAUAUCUGUGCUAAUUUUAUCAUCGCAAGUGCUUGGUACUCGGCUACAAAAAAGCCAAGUGAGUGUAUGGUCUACAAUUUAACCGCCAGUCCCUAUCACCCUGAUAUGACCUGGGGUGGAAUCUUUGAACUUUGUCGUGAUGCCGCUCAUGUUUAUCCAAGUAAAAAACAAAUGCGACCUCUAAUGAAUCCACCAAAGUACAAACGGGCUCGAUUCUAUUAUCCAUUGGAAAAGUUUAUCUACCAUACAUUUUUUGCUUUUUUGGUUGAUUUUAUCAUCUCAUUAUUUGGCUACAAGAAAUUCCUUUCUCGUCAAGCUAAACGGCUGAAUAAGGGCUUGGACUUGGUCGUUUUUUUCACUACCCAUGAUUUUAAAAUUAAAACGGACAAUUACUUGGAAUUAGUUGAAUCUUUGUCACCAAAAGACUCAAAGAUUUUUAAUUGUGAUUUGAGGAAAUUGAAUUACACUGAUUAUCUAAUUGAUUGUACCAAAGGUUUUAGGAAAUUUUUCCUAAAAGAAGACGAGAAAGACCUUCCCAGUGCAAGAAGACAAGUAAUGAUUGUUUGUGGAGUUUAUCGAUUGUUUCAAUUAAUUUUUCUCGGAAUAAUUGGCAAAUAUCUUCUAUCAUUUGGUUAUCAUCUACUAAGCACAUAAUUAAAAUUACAAUUUAAUCACAAAUUAAUCGACUGAUUAACUUUUAAUUGUUUUCGAUUUCAACAUGACUGAUCUAUGGUUCUACCUGUUGAUGAACAAUUAACAUUUUAUAUAAUCGAUUUUCUAAAUUUAAUCAGCACAUUUAUCAAAAAUUUCAAAUUUCUUUAUAUUCUACAAUUAAAUUGUAUCAAUUUGUUUCCAAAGUCUUUCACAAUUAGUUUUAAUACAGGAAAAUUCAGACAAUUUGUUGGUUUUCGUUUCACGAUUACUCAAAAACUACUUGACCGAACGGGUCCAUAUUUCGUCUAUGGAAGUUUGACCGAUACUCAAUUUUCAUAUUUCAAGGUCAAGGUCAUAAAGGUUAUUCAGAAAAGAGCACACUUGAAGGUCAUUUGAAGAACUUUUGAAAACUAGAAAUUUUUUCAAGCCUGUGAAGUCAAAGCUUAAUAAUAUCAUAGAGCAACGUUGGUAUCGUGAUAAAACAAAAUCAGCUGUAGAUAACUUUUUACAGAAAGCAAAUUGAACCAAAUGACCUUCAAGUGCGUUCUUUUUUGAAUAACCUUUAUGACCUUGACCUUGAAAUAUGACAAUUGAGUAUCGGUCAAACUUCCAUAGACGAAAUAUGGACUCGUAGUUAAUCAAUUGUUUUGAAAGUUUCGAAACUCAAAAAAUUGUAUAAAAACUGGAAAAAAAGAAAAUACUUUAUAAUAAAGAAAAAUUUUCACUCUCAA
Molecule: messenger RNA, 2650 nt
Organism: Panonychus citri (citrus red mite)
Lineage: Eukaryota; Metazoa; Arthropoda; Arachnida; Trombidiformes; Tetranychidae
Product: putative fatty acyl-CoA reductase CG5065
Exons: 7
Coding region: 405-1919 (504 amino acids)
Biological process (GO): long-chain fatty-acyl-CoA metabolic process
Cellular component (GO): peroxisome
Molecular function (GO): alcohol-forming very long-chain fatty acyl-CoA reductase (NADP+) activity
Source: RefSeq, a predicted model, not a curated record